GCGACCAAAUAAGGACAAGGUGCCUGGCCGGUCCCUCAGGAGCCGGAGAGUGACACCGCCACUCCGCCGAGUAUAAAUGGGUGGCGCUCCCUGCGAGUCGGGACCCAGCCUGGUGCUCAGGACCCCCGCGCAGUUCUAAGUGUUGAGCUGGUGAGUAGCGCAGCUGACCAAGCCCGGCCGUCUAAGCCUGGAUGCGGCAAGGCAGGAGCCGCGCUGGGCAUCCUCAGGGCAGCCUCCCUGCCAAGCACCUCGGUUGUCUUCGACGGGACGUGUGUUUGCGCGACUGGGCGAUCCAGAGAGGUUGGGUGGGCUACGAAGCAUUGAAUUGGAUCCGCUGCGCAACCCUGCGCACAGAUCUACCUGGAAGCAAGUCACACUUUGUUCGAUGGGGCUGUGCGCGCUUGCAGCUUCGCGCUGCGAUCCUAGCCCCGUUUUACCUGGGGGUAAGCCCCAUUCAAUAGGACUUACUUACGGUUAGGAUCACGCUGUUUCAGCCAAUGAAGCGCCAGGCAAGAUCGGUUUAAAUUUACUCUUCCCAUCCGGAUUGUGGAUCGCCUUUGGGGUGCGCUGCGCGGCUUGCGCGCGCGGAAGAGAUGGCUAGAGAGUAACAGGUUUAAGUUCAACUACUCUCAGAGUUAACUGUGUAGGAUUGGGCUAUUUGGUCUCCCUCGGAAAAUUCACCGGUGGUUUUGUUUUGCUUGCAGCACGCUGCCCGAGACAUAACAAAGAAAUGUUGUGUUUGCUCUCUAAGCCGCCACAUUAGCGCUAUUUCUAACUUUACAUUUCACCCUCUCCACUUGUACAGUUGCGGGGAGGGGAAUCCCAAGAAAUAACGACUUUUGAAAGUACUGACACCCCCAAAAAAACCUUACUGGGAUUCCAAAUUUGCGUUCAGUCAAAAAUAUGAGGGUCCCGAGUUUGGACAGGGCAAUACAAGAAAAUAGGAGAGCGCUGCGAUCCACAAAUUGCUUGAGGCGGGCGCUGUUGAAUUCGAGCGGGCUAAAUCCCUAAAGCGAUCCAAACACGGCACCUGCUUAAGCAAUGUGUAGACCGCGCCAACUACAGUCGUGUCUCCCGUGGCGCGAAGGCAUUCUGACCUGUUGUAACUGGAGCCCCGCCGGAUGAAUUAGAGGAGCGCAGCCAAGGAAUAUCAUGGGUGGCAUGUGGGGAAGGGAGCCCGUUGCCUGGAGCCUGGAACCGGCCCGAGCGGGGAACUUUCGGCUGGGUGGAGUUUGUUGUUGUUUGUUUUGUCUCUUCGUGCUUAGACGUGAAGGGUCUUUUGAGAUCGGGAGGGGAGAAGCGACCCAGCCUCGGGGGCUCUCUGCUUAGCGCUGCCGCCGAUUUCGGUCUGGCCCCCCGGCCCGGACGACGCGCCCUACUUGCCGAUCUUGUGUCUUUCAGCUCCCUGAUUCCUUCCCGAGAUGUGUGACGACGAGGAGACCACCGCCCUCGUGUGCGACAAUGGAUCGGGCUUGGUCAAGGCAGGCUUCGCCGGAGACGAUGCCCCUCGCGCCGUCUUCCCUUCCAUCGUCGGCCGCCCCAGGCACCAGGUAAACUUUCCACCCCCGACGACACCAAAGAACAAGGAGAGAGCAGUCUUUUCCUUUGACUUGCCCGGGGGACUGUCAAACUAAUGCAUACAUGUGCAGUGUACGCGAACACGCGUCCCUUUUUCCUUUUCCUUUAAAACCCGUCCUAGCUCCACUGUAUACUCCGAUCUUUCCCUCUCCAGAUUUUCCUCUCCCUCAGCAGUCCUCGCUUCUCUAACUUUCUCUUCUUCAGCUUGCUGCAGUGAAUCUCCCCAUCCCCUUGCCGCAAACUUUUCUCUUCUUAUCUGUUUGGCAGAUCAGUUUGUGUGCCUCCACAAAUCAUAAACUUGUAACAUUGGGCAUAAAGAGACACAACGCUCCUCAAACUCGUUUUCUACAGUACUUGGUCAUUGACCGCAACAGAUUGAUUGAAUUCAUGUUCCAGUUUUUGACAUUCCAAUCCCCGCUCCGUCUUCAUUUACUUGCUAGUAACACUUCAAUUCCUUGCUCCCCCUUUUGCUUUGAUCUUCUAUUCCUCUUCCCCAUUGGCGAGUUCCAACUUUUUAAGCUGGAAGUGAUUUGAAAACUAAUAUAAAUCGGUCUUCCCCGUUUCUGUCUUGUACAUAGUUGCUGCACAUAACUAAACCUUCCCGUUUGGCACAGUGCCACUUCCACAGUGCCGCAAGGACCUACAAUGUACAGUUGGCACCUUAUAUAAAUGCUCAUUAAUAGUAACCUUAUCUCCCAGUAGUUUGCAGCUGCAAAGCAACUUUGCAUGCCCUGCUUCUAUAAUCCUAUUUUCCUCACUUGCAUUCCAAUCACCUUCCAAGGAAUUUAGGUCAAUGUCAAUGGGGUUAUUCCAUAUCUCACAACAGACUUGUCAGAUGGACUACGAUCAGAAAUAGUGACUUUUUCCAUAUCACCCAGAGACUUGAACAAUAAUUUCCAAGUCCUCUUACUACUCCAUGGCCCCUUAAACUUCCAUUCUAUUACUUCUUUUGCUUUUAGUCCUCUGCUCCAUUUCUCUCCUUUUCUAUCCUGUAUUUGCUUCUCACUUGUAUCUUAUUCCCUUGCUUACUUUCCUUUUUGUGUUAGCUUCCCAGGCUGUUACUUUCUAUUAUUCACUUUCCGUUGAAAAAUAGUUUUAAAAUUUUGUAUGUUAACAAUCUCAUACCUAUGAUAAAUACAUGACUUUUGGGUCCUCUCAAAUAAGUAGUAGCAGUGCCAAUCCUUAUUCCAUACUCACCCAACAUUGUUGAACUACAGAUCCCAUUAUCCCUGGCUACUGGCAAUGCUGAAUGGGGAUGAUGGGAGUUGUAGUCCAUCGUCCUCUGAAGGGCUACUCUUGAUCUGCAAAUUUUAUAAGUCUUAAAAAAUCCACUUUCCCCAUAACCAUAGAAAGAGAUCACCUUUAACUUUUUAAACUUUAACUUGGCAUGAUUUCUGGAACAUAACAUUGGAUGUAUUUGCUAAUAAACGUGACAUGUUGAACUAUGCUGGCCAAUUCAGGUUCAUGGACGCAAUGAAAAACAGGCAUGACCCAGACCCAGUUAUCCAGUGGAAGAACUUGAAGCAUGCCAUCAGUAUAACUCCAAAACGCUUUAACACUGUUCCUUAAAUUUCUGAGGCUGCAUUUGCCAAACCGCAGUAGUUUACUUCAACAGUAACCAACCAUCAAUUACUUCAUCCUGGGAAGUACGUGGAAAUAUUGUACAGGAGUAAUGUCCACGUAGUGCUGCCAGUGAGGAAACUAGAGAAGUUGUUGUUGUUUUUUACUGUGGCAGUUAGUGCUGGAACAAACUAGUAAACUACUACUAAAUGACAGGUGAUGCAAAUGCACCCUAAAUACAUUUUAUAUAUUAGUUUUCAUUCACCCACAUUUUAUACCUGUUCCAUAACCAAGCGAAAGAAGAAAAUGACCUUUUAAUAACACGAAUUAAAUGAUGAAUUGUUGACACCAUCUUUCAUCAACUUUCCUCUGCUUGUCUCCACUGAAGUCAAUCAUUUUGUCCUUUAAGCUACACUGUCUCACAAUGCCUGGCAUUGUUUUCUUGUCUCUUCUGCCCUCUAGGGUGUCAUGGUUGGUAUGGGCCAGAAAGACUCCUAUGUAGGUGAUGAAGCUCAGAGCAAGAGAGGUAUCCUGACCUUGAAAUAUCCCAUUGAACAUGGCAUUAUCACUAACUGGGAUGACAUGGAAAAAAUCUGGCACCAUACUUUCUAUAAUGAACUGCGUGUUGCCCCCGAAGAACAUCCCACCCUGCUUACCGAGGCUCCUCUGAACCCCAAGGCCAACCGUGAAAAGAUGACCCAAAUCAUGUUUGAGACCUUCAAUGUGCCUGCCAUGUAUGUGGCCAUCCAAGCUGUUCUAUCCCUUUAUGCUUCUGGACGUACUACAGGUAAAAAGCAACUGGUUGUUUGGCUUAGCAGUCUCUCUACACCUAAGCCAACCAAGUUCACUCCCUCCUUGUAUUUUGCAUUAAAUUUGGAUCGGGGGUGGGGAACAUGCAACUCCACAGAAGUUGGAGCACAACUAGGAUCAGCCCCAACCAACACCAGGCAGUAAUCAGGGAUGAUGGGAGUUGUAGCUGCAACAACAUCUGGAGUUGCCAUAGCUUCCCCAACCCUGAGCUAGAUUCUCAGAAAGCUGUAGUUCCUACAAUAAUGCUCAGUCUCUAUUGCACAUUAGAGACCCCCAACUUUUUCUCCCUUUGCAGGCAUGGUAAUAGCCCACUGGUUUAGCCAUUCUAAGUGGUGCCCAGUAAACAUUAUGGCAUCAAUAUAUGUAUCCCAAAUUCCAUAGGACCUGGCACCAUCUUGGAGACCAACCGAGCUGGAGACCAAAGGGCCCAAUAAAUAUAUUUAGAAGCACCUGGGAAUUUCCACCCUUCUUUUCCUGCAGUUGGCGCCUUCCCAUUUUUUCUUUAUGAUUUCUCUAAUUUAUUUGAAUGUCACUCCAUAAUAAGAAAUUAUCUGUGUGGCUCACAAUAUACAAGUAAAAAAUGCCAACUGGAAUGCAAAGUAAAACAUAAAGCCAUUGAAAAGGAAGACAACAACAAACUACAUAAGUACAACAAAACUCCCAAAAUUAAAAACUGAUUUUAAGAAACAGGUUAAAUUAUUCAACCUGAUUAAAUUAUUUAAAAAGCCUGGCCUGGGUGAACAGAAAGGUCUUCAGCAGGUGCCAAAACAAACACAAAGAAGGGAAGAUGAUUCCAGAAAGGGGUUACCACUUCAGAGAAGGCUCUCCUACCAUAUAGGCAGGCCAGUCAUGUGAUUCCUUCUCACCUGGUCAUUGCCUAGCCAAGAUGAAGGAUGAUGAUCAGGUGCUCUUGGCCCUUUAUAUGUCAUAGCAGCUUUGUGGGAUAAAUGACACCAUUUUGUGAAUACAGCAUGGGCAUGCUAUGCUGGGGGGGGGGGGACAAUCUGUAGUAAAUACUCUCAGUAUUAAAAAAUAAAUAUCUUACCAUAGUUGUAAUGGAAGACACUACCAUUACUGAUAGAAAAGGUAAGCUGAAGAUGAAUUUCAGGAAGUCUUUGUCUUGGAUAUUAUGGUCUGUGGCAUGAUGCUGAGAACUAUUUGAAAUAAGAAAGCUCUCCCUUCUCAGUCAUUUUUGUUAUAUCAAGGGCCCCACUUGAGUCUUUAUUUGCAUACAAAUUCUUCUGACCUGCUAAAUUGCUUGCUGAAAGGCCCCAUAGCUCCUGAAAACGUUGCUAUAGGUUUGUUUGCAUAAAGGCUUAUCUGAUCUUGGCCAUUACUAUCUCACAGGUAUUGUCCUUGAUUCCGGGGAUGGUGUUACGCACAAUGUCCCAAUCUAUGAAGGUUAUGCUCUCCCUCAUGCCAUCAUGCGCCUGGAUCUGGCAGGCAGGGAUCUGACCGACUACCUCAUGAAGAUUCUAACAGAACGUGGUUAUUCCUUUGUGACAACUGGUAAGCACAAUUCAGGCUCACUUGGAAAUGUGGGUGGGGGGGAGCAAUGGUUUGUUUUAAUAUAGAUUUCUAUUUGUCCAUGAAGAUUUUGACUACACAUCCACACAAGCACGGCAACAAAAUAUUGAACAAACUAAAUACAUUGCCUACAUUGUCACCACAAUUAAAAGGCAUUUCUGUGAACUAAUUCCUCUUAUUAUAAAACCCUCCCCAAACAUGUUGAUUAUAAAAUGUGCACAUUUAAUGCAAAAAUAUUCUGCUUAACUUUCUUUUAAAACAUGAGUUCUGCUACAUUCUACACUAACACAUACCACUUUUAGAAGACUUGAAAAUAGCAACUCGGUAGAAUUAAAUUCAAUGAUAGCCAAAGUCAUAUAAAAUGGAUUAAAUAUAUAUAUAUAUUAAUCCUCUGACUGGAACUGUGCUUCUUGCCAGAUUCCACAUGGGCCACCCCCACUACCAUUUUCUCCUCUUACCCUGCAAGACUUUGCUUUUGCACAAAUCCUGCUUCUCCUACAAUUCUUCAACCCAUCUAGUUUAUUGAGUGAUGCUGGAGGCACCUCCAGGAUGUGACAGAUCGCUAUACUCCUGUUUGAGUGCAGGGAACCUCUCAGAGAAAGGGAUAGUUUCUUUCCUCAAUACACUUUCAUUCGCCUUGGUUCCCACUUGCCUUUCCUUGGCCUUUAUCUCCUCUUCUCUGCCAUUAAUUUCUGGUUUUGCCUUUACAGCUGAACGUGAGAUUGUCCGUGACAUUAAGGAGAAGUUGUGCUACGUUGCUCUGGACUUUGAGAAUGAAAUGGCUACUGCAGCCUCCUCCUCUUCUCUAGAGAAGAGCUACGAGUUGCCUGAUGGCCAGGUCAUCACAAUUGGGAACGAGCGUUUCCGCUGCCCAGAAACACUCUUCCAACCAUCUUUCAUUGGUAAGUGUCCUGAAGCAUGCAACAUGCAAAACUCAUCUAUGUUACAGAAUCCCUCACAAAUUUUAGGAUCAUUACUACUGACAAGUGCCUGACGGAAGGAAGUGUGUGUGGUGAUUGGGGGGUGGGGAAGGUAGUGGGAUGGUUAGGCCAGAUUCAGUCAUAGAACUAAAACUUCUGGUAACAAACUGCCCCCCCCCCCCAGAUCAGUUAAGGAAGAAAGAAAGCAUCUAACUGAUUACAUGGCAUAUCAUACUUAUAGAACAACUAGUGAACUAUCUACAGUGGUACCUCGAGUUACAAACACCUCAGGUUACAGACUCUGCUAACCUGGAAGUAGUACCUCGGGUUAAGAACUUUACCUCAGGAUAAGAACAGAAAUUGCGCAGUGGCGGCGCAGUGGCAGUGGGAGGCUAAAGUGGUACCUCAGGUUAAGAACGGUUUCAGGUUAAGAACAGACCUCUGGAACGAAUUAAGGUAGUAACCAGAGGUAACACUUUAUAUAAUAUACAAGUUACAUGCAACACAUAUUUUAUAGCCACAAAAAAUAAUAGGCACCUCUCUUGACUAUCCAUAGACCUGCUCUUCUACAUAAAUGGUAUCUUCCUUAAAAGGAGGAUUUCUUGUUUGUGGCACUUACCAAGUACAUUUUUAAAAAUACACAAUCAUAGUUUCCCAAUUUGUGUAGGUCCGCAUCUGCUUAGAUGGCUGCUUUGAAAUACUAAACACAACUUUGCUGCUGUGUACAAUGCCUUAAAAUACUUUCAUGGAGAAAUCUAACACCUUUGGGGUUCAAAAUGCUUUGGGGAGUUAUUAUUGAUAAAAUUUCUAUCCCAUCUUUCCCCUGGAUUUCGGGUGGUGUGGGUGGUUCCCUCACACGGGGCUGAGCUGAGGUGCAAAACAACAACAACCAAACAUAUAUUUAUAUGGGUAGCUACUGGUAAGAUCCAUAACAAAGCAUCUGUACCAAAAGGAAUUAUUGUGAAAAUAAGUAGUAUUGGGGUGGGGGCGCCAAAUUCUGACCUCACUCAGGGCGCCAUAUUACCAAAGCCCACCCCUAUUCCAAGGUGCUCAAUCAAUAUGGCAGUAUACAUGGUUUUGCCCUUCUCCAUUUUAUCCUCAAAACAACCCUUUGUGGUAGUUUAGGCUGAGAGAAAAUGACUGGUUUUCAUGUGAGCUUUCAUGAUUGAGUGUGGAUUUGAACCCUGGUUUUCCAGGCCCUAGUCUGACAAAAACCACUUCACCACAUUGGCUCCACCACAUAGUUAUGUCUGUGUGGAAUGGCAUCCCAUCCCCAAUGUGAGCCUUGUUGAUGACCAAGGACUAGUUUAGGGGGGCUUUAUUGUAUUUAGCAAGUGAUAACAAAGUCUAAGGAGAUGGAUUGCUUUGUUUAGACAGUGUCUAGCAAACUGUGGCACUAAAGGAGUAAAAUGUAGCAUUGGAACUGGCUGUCAGCUGCUGCUGCAUUCCUUUUUUUUGGCACACGUUCUCACCACACAGCAAAAAUCCUCAUUUGUUGAGUUUGCUCUUUUUUUGGGGGGGGGAGGAGACAUGUGUAUCCUGAAGAAUUACUGCAUCUAGUCCAACAAACAUGUGCGUCUGAGGCCUAAUAACUUUAUCCUCUUGGUUAUUCUUCUCAGUUAGUUAAAUUAAAUUAUCCAGCCGUGUGAGGCUUCUCUCCAUCAGCAAAAUGACUAAUUACACUAGGGGUGUUGGGGAGGGGUGAGGAGACAUCUAUUAGGAAUAUCUACAUAUCUGACUAGCUCCCUAGUUUUAUGGGCUGAAUGUCUAUUGCCAUGGACUAUUAGAUGUGCCUGUGUCGCAGGCAUGAAUGCCAAAGGCACAACAUCAUUUACUUUAAAGACUAGAGUGGUUGUCCUGUGCCAAUCACAUUGCAAUGUUCAACAAAAGAAAAUAAUCACAAUAAAUGCUCCUCAAAUAUAAUUUUUUCUUUGGCAAUUUAAUCUUGAACACAAUAAAGAGCAGGUCUUCUGGCCUUGCAGAAACUUGUAUCCAUGGCUAAUUUAUUAUUGACCCUUCCAGUGCCCAGCAGCAGCAGCAGCAGCAGCAACAACAACAACAAUGAUUUAUUAAAUAUAGAAUGGCACUCCAGAUUAUGCCAGAUCCAGUAUGUUAGUAACAUCAAAGUGACGAGUUACAAAUAAAGGAAAGUAAUAUGCUUGAGGAAAGGCUGUGUGUUAGUAGCUUGGCAUUGUGGUUUUGAUUGACUGCAUUUGUGAGUUUUAUUUGAGCCAUAGUUCUGAGGGUUUACGGUAUAUACCUUAGACAAAGGUGUGUUGCAGAGGUUUUACCUCCUUGCACUUCAAUAGAGUUUGCAGGGACAACUCCGCAUAAGAUCCGUUGAAAUGGGUGGAGAUGCUACUGGAGCAGUGCCUGAGAAAUGCACCCUGUAAAUGCUCCAAAGAUAACUUGAAGUUCCAGAAAGGCUGGGGUAGAUUCCUAUUCCCUAAAACCAACCUUUGAUUUGAUUGAGAUAGUAAUCUCCCCUUGUUCUGCCAAAUAAAUCUGAUGGAUGCAGCAAGUGUUUAUAGUGUAAGUUUUGUGUGUUUAAAUGCAGCUGCUCGUCAGCUGCUGUUUCAUUAAGGAUCAAGUUUCAGUUCACUUUAAGCAGCCACCUGUCAACUAAUACAUUGGAACGUAACCCGUAAAUUCUUACUUCUGAUGUAUUUUCUCCCCAUGCUCCCAGCUAAGCUCCUGCUCAUACCUUCAUCAUCUGUCGCCUUCAUAAACACAGGCUCUGCAUUUCUCCACUUUCAAAUGCAAUUGCUAGCAUAACCCCCUGUGCCUUGAAGUUCUCGCCAUGUGGGCCAUCAGUCUUACAUUGCAUCAUGUCAAAUCAAAUUAGCCCAGUCAUUAAAAAAAACUGUGCUGUGUAUAAAUUUAUGAGGACAUGUGCUGUGCAUAUCCAUCUAACAUGCUGACACAAAAACGGUUCAUACAGCACUUUUUUUUUUGUUCAUGCAAACAAUCUUAACAUUCCCUGGAACGUUGCUUUAAAGCUUUGGUGUGCUAAAGUUGCCUUGAGAAAUGUAAAAACGAAUCAGUGCAACACAAUAAACAACCAUUUCUGUGAACACAGUGAUUGUGUUUCCACAGCCCCUAUAUAUAGCCAAAUGUCACACAGUGACACCUGUGAAGUUCUGAACAAGCUACAUUUCUGUGGUAUAACUGGCAUUAUGCCACAUUCUGAACCUUUUAUAUUAUUAUUAUUAUUAUUUAUUAUUAUUAUUAUUAUUUUAUUAAAAACUAUCCCACCUGCCUCCUUUCCUUUCAUACCUUAUUUAUUAACCCAGAUAUUAGGGUUUUAAAAAAAACUUUACCCAAUUUUAUGGCAAAUUCUUGAUGAGAAAAUGGCUUUUUGCAUUUUCAGUUCUCUUUUGUAGCUUUCUGCUUACGAAUAGUGUUUCAUAAAAUCUCUUCUACCUUCGUCAUUCAACAACUGCACAUUUUCUUUUCUUUCCAAGGCAUGGAAUCUGCUGGUAUUCAUGAAACUACUUACAACAGCAUCAUGAAGUGUGACAUUGACAUACGUAAAGAUCUGUAUGCGAACAAUGUACUGUCAGGUGGCACCACCAUGUACCCUGGUAUUGCAGAUCGUAUGCAGAAAGAAAUUACCGCUUUGGCUCCCAGCACCAUGAAAAUCAAGGUGAGCACAUCUUUCAUGUUCCCAACUGAAAAUCAGAGUAAUUUCAACUUUACCCAAAUCUGAAAAUGUGUAUGAACGUUGUGUGUCGAUGUCUUAUGGGACAGCAGAAACAAUGAUGCAAGCAGUUAUAUUGUCUGGAAACUGAGAACCUUGCUUCUUUCCCUCUCUUUAGAUCAUUGCCCCUCCUGAGAGGAAGUACUCUGUCUGGAUAGGUGGUUCCAUCUUAGCAUCUCUUUCAACUUUCCAGCAGAUGUGGAUCAGCAAACAGGAGUAUGAUGAGGCUGGCCCAUCAAUUGUCCACCGCAAGUGCUUCUAAGCAUCUCCCUGCCCUCCCCCUCCACUCAUCUCCCACUCAGGAUGACAACAUGCUUCUUGAAGUCUUUUUUUCCAGUAAUCCUUCCUGAACUUGGUUCAGCUAUUGUACAGUUUGUUUACACACACCCGUGCAAUUUAUUUGUGCUUCUUUGAAUAUUUAUUGCUUUAUAAAUAAACAUGAUCUGGGACUUGCAACCUAAAUAUGCUCUUCAGGCUGUUUUCUUUUGUGUGGACAUCCAAAAGCUGAUUAGUAAUAUAUAUAUAUAUUUGUGGCACUUAGCGUUCAAGACAUCAUUGUCCUCCAGAGUGAUCCUGUUUGGUGGAACAAGAAGCUCAGCUUCUUCCUAUUAAUUCAAUCUGUCUAUGUAUUUUUGCUUUCCUUUUGAAACUUGAACAGAUAAAUACUGUAUUUGAUGCUAAUAUUUGAAAAGCAGUAGCCCGGGGUAAAUAAAAUAUAUAGGACAGGAGUGACAAUCUGUUUUGCAUUAAAUCACUAGAUUUGGAAAAUUUUCUCCCCCAGUAAAGCUCAGCGUAAUCUAAGCAUUGAAAGCUUAAGCACUGCUCAGCAAACCCAAUUCUGUUAUGUUAAUAUGAUCAGAGAGUUAUUUAUAAUAAAUUGGGUUGAUUUCUUAAUCCUUCAAAUACCCAUCAAUUAUUUUCUUUGGGCAAGACAGAGCAAAGGAAAACACUAAUCUCUUCUGACAACUUGCCCUCCCCUACCUUCUCAAGCCUACGCCAAACCCUGAAAGAAACAACUGUAAAGCUUGGAUGUGCUGAAGCAAACGUCUGGAGUAGUUACAAUUUUAAACAAAAUGUUAUUGGUGCUUUUACAGCCCAGUUCUUAUUCCUGUCUGGCACCAGGCCAGGAAAUUCUCCACCCCA
Podarcis lilfordi (Lilford's wall lizard) is the source of this 11238-nucleotide messenger RNA. Lineage: Eukaryota; Metazoa; Chordata; Lepidosauria; Squamata; Lacertidae. The record is from the annotation of a GenBank genome assembly.